Molecule: messenger RNA, 1584 nt
Organism: Phycomyces blakesleeanus NRRL 1555(-)
Lineage: Eukaryota; Fungi; Mucoromycota; Mucoromycetes; Mucorales; Phycomycetaceae
Product: secreted cell-adhesion lipo protein
Exons: 5
Coding region: 1-1584 (527 amino acids)
Source: RefSeq, a predicted model, not a curated record
AUGUUAGGAAAAGUCGUUACAGCUAUGGCCUUGGGUGCUACAGUGGUUACUGCUCAACUCAGUAAUAGUUCCAUUUUCUCAAUUCUGAACACAUCGCAGCUUAGUCCUUCUUACAAGUUUGCCCAGUAUCUCCAGUCUUCUCCUGAUUUCCAGCCUGUGGUCGAUCUCUUGUCUCAACCUGGAAACCUUACAGUUUUUAUUCCUUCUGACGAAGCGCUGGACCAGGCUAUCCAACUCGCCAAUUCCACCAAUUCCAACUCAACCACUGGGCAUAAUACUACAUCCGGUGCCCACAACAGCACUAAGACUGGUACCGCCCAUACUCGCAUGAUUGAAGAACUAUACGUGGUUCGCCCGGACAUUUUGCAACACCGCAAUAAUGUUAUCCAUGCAACCGAAACGAAUGAAACCCAGGAUAAUUCCACUGAAACCAAUUCCACUCAAUGGACAUCCCCAUGGAACAGUACUCUUUUGAAAGACCAGAACUUUACUCUUAUCGAAUUGAUUAAGUACCACAUUGUCAACAAUACUUUUGAUUUGUCCGAAAUUCCUGUCCAGGAUAACCUCACCUAUGUCGCCAAUUCGAUGGUCACCAAUGAAACUGUAAAUAAGUUUGAAAAUGGCUUGCCUCUGGUUAUUGACAGUAAUACAACUAUCAUCAAUAACACACUAUGGAACACUACUUCAUCAAGCAGCACUACACCAAGUAACACCCAUAUCUCUGUUGCUUCUUCCGGUGGCCAAUCUUUCUACAAUGUCACUGAUUAUAAUAGCACCUUUGUCACUGUUCUGAACAAUACUAGCAGUGGUAACAAAACUGCCAACAGUACCUAUACUAUCCCAGUUGGUUACAGAGUUGGAAAUGGUGAAGUUACUGCUAAUGUGCUCUUAAGAGAUAUUAUUGCCUCGAACGGAAGACUUAAUAUUAUUGACAAAGUCCUUGUGCCUCCCGUCUCUCCUACUAAUGUUAUUGACAACGUCACAUCUACUUCUGACUUUAAGAAAUUGUUUUUGCAGUACCCUCAAAUUGCUGCUCAAUUGAAUUCCACCAAUAACUUUACUCUAUUUGCACCGACCGAUAAGGCUCUCAAUGGGUUUGAUUACAAGAAGUAUGACAACCAGACCUUGAUGAAUUUGAUGCAGACUCACGUCCUUGAAGGACUUUACUACACUACCAAUUUCACUGAGGCCACUAGUGGUAACGGUACUGCCCAAGUGAGUGCCAUGAAUGGUGCCCAAUUCCCUGUUACCGUCAGCAACAAUGGCUCUGUUAUCACUCUUAACAACACCGCUCACAUUGUUAAAAGCAAUGUACUGUUCAACAAUGGUGUAAUGCACUUGAUUGACCAAGUCCUUCAACCUCAGGCUCAAACCAACCAAACUCAAGCUACACAGCCUAGCCAGAACGCUCAGUCGAGCCAGAACGUUCAGCCCACUCAAAGCAAUGGAAACGUUCAACCCAGCCAGACAGACGUAGUCCCCUCUAAUACUGCUGACCCUAACCAACCUAUGCAGCCCAGCCAGUCCAACCAAGAUGAUCAGCCUAGUCAGCCCAACCCAGAAACACCUCUUCCUCAGACAUAA